AUGGCUACAUCUAGGGGCCUCACUGUGUCGUUUGGAGCAUGGGUAGACUUUUUAAAACAAGGCUUCCUCUCCAACUACAGUGAAUCAGCUAUAUCUUGGAUCGGCACUGUCCAGGGAUUCCUCAUGGUCUUCGUUGGCGUCGCUAUAGGCCCCGUCUUUGACCUCGGAUACGUACGCCUACUGAUCGUAGCCGGCAUGUUACUGAACGUGCUGGGAUUUAUACUGACAGGCUUUGCCCAACAUUAUUACUCGACAUUCCUCUCUCUGGGUGUACUCGUUGGUCUUGGCGGCGCAUGUCUUUUCACUCCAGGCGUGGCGAUUGUUGCUCAGUAUUUCACCACCAAACGGUCCACCGCAACUGGCAUUGCAUCGGCUGGAGGCAGCGUAGGAGGCUUGCUUUUGCCUAUUGCAUUCCGUAGGAUCACCACUAGCAUUGGAUACGGCUGGGCGAAUCGAAUCUUCGGACUCACCAUCCUCACCGUUUUACUUAUAUCCCUCGCUAUCAUGAAGCCCCGGACACUUCCAUCUACCCGACGCAAGCUUUUCGAUUUAAAGGCCAUCAUGGAGCCCGCCUAUCUACUUUUUUGCCUUGGUUUAUUCGCAGUCUGGACCGGAAUGUAUUUGCCUUUUUUCUAUAUUCCCCUUUACGCACGCAAAGCCCUACACGUUUCUGAAGAUCUCGCUUCUUAUAUGCUGGCUUUUAUGGGCGCUGGAUCAGUAUUCGGGCGUAUUAUCACGAAUGUUCUCGCCGACAAAAUUGGAGCCAUACAAUCUUUCCUUCCUGUCACCUUCAUUCUAGGCUCUCUUGCAUUUGUCUGGAUUGGAAUCAAGGAUACAGCUGGAACCAUUGUAUUCUGCGUGUUGUAUGGAUUCUUUUCAGGAGCGUCUAUCUCAUUGACACCGGUAAUGCUUACCGCGGUUUCGCCAGACCUUAGUGUAGUUGGCACGCGCAUGGGAAUGGCCUUCAGCUUUGCAAGUUUUGGAUUACUGAUUGGUAGCCCUAUUGGUGGAGUUCUGAUUGGAACCGAAGCUGGGUAUACUGCUGUUCAGGUAUUCAGUGGUGCCACAAUCUUGAUCGGACUAGUUUUACACUCUCUUUCAGGCUUCUUAACAGCAAGGAAAGGUCACCUCAAGACUUAG
This is a messenger RNA of Parastagonospora nodorum SN15, 1140 nucleotides long. RefSeq lists its product as hypothetical. Gene Ontology annotation, biological process: transmembrane transport. Gene Ontology annotation, cellular component: fungal-type vacuole membrane. The transcript has 2 exons. Bases 1 to 1140 code for a protein of 379 amino acids. Gene Ontology annotation, molecular function: transmembrane transporter activity. Lineage: Eukaryota; Fungi; Ascomycota; Dothideomycetes; Pleosporales; Phaeosphaeriaceae. The record is from RefSeq and is a predicted model, not a curated record.